Molecule: messenger RNA, 1467 nt
Organism: Naegleria gruberi
Lineage: Eukaryota; Heterolobosea; Eutetramitea; Acrasida; Naegleriidae
Product: poly (ADP-ribose) glycohydrolase
Exons: 2
Coding region: 1-1398 (465 amino acids)
Biological process (GO): carbohydrate metabolic process; nucleotide-sugar metabolic process; regulation of DNA repair
Cellular component (GO): cytoplasm; nucleus
Molecular function (GO): poly(ADP-ribose) glycohydrolase activity
Source: RefSeq, a predicted model, not a curated record
AUGUCCCAAAUCAUUGUCACACAAGAUCACGAAGCCACGCUCGAACAUGUUCAAUUUCCAUACGAAUAUUCAUCAUGGCCAUUUAUACAAUCAAAAUUACAACCUAUGGUACAAGAUCCGAAAUCCAUCACCAAACAAUUAGUAAUUGAUAUUAUUGAAUCGAUCAAGGUGAAUCAUUUCGGAAAGCCUAAGAAGGAAGAUGAAAAUCCCGACAAGUAUCUUGUAUUAUAUCAAGCUAUGGAAUUAUUUGAGGAACAAUAUUAUCCUGACGAUUAUAAUAGUGAUGAUUUCUUGAGUACUGUUAUUCCAUUUAUUGCACAUUUAGUAUUAAAGAGUGAGGAUUAUCUUCCUAAACAAUCAAUUCAAUAUUUAAAGAAGGGAGAAUCGAAAACUUUAACAAUUUCUAAACUUGGAGCUGCAUGUAUUUUAGCAAAUAGCUUUUUCUGUACUUGGUAUAGACUCAGUUAUGAUCCAUUGUGGAAAUAUUUCCCAUCAAUUAAUUAUGAUGAAAUGUAUGGAAAAUUCCCUAAUUUUAGACCUCAAUUUGCCAAGACAAUGAUGUUAUUGAACUAUUUUGCUAGAGUUCAUAAGAGUUUUGCUGAUUAUUCAUCAAAUCCAAAUCUUGGCAUUUCAUUUACAAGACAUUAUUUGACUCCAAUUCCAAGCUUUGAAUAUAGCGAUUUGCCACUAUGUGACGUUCAUGUUAAUAGUCAGGGAUCUAUUGCUGAUUCUCAUGAUGCAGUUCAAAUUGAUUUUGCUAACAAAUUUAUUGGAGGAGCUUCUAUUUCAUUUGGAUGUGUUCAAGAAGAAAUUGAAUUCUCAUUGUGUCCUGAAAUGAAUAUUGCCAGAUUGUUCUGUCAUGUCAUGGGUGAUAGGGAAUCUAUUUUAAUUACUGGUGCUGAGCAAUAUUCUAAACACAAGGGUUAUGCGUUUAGUUUGGAUUAUGCUGGUAAUUUUAUAGAUUUGAAUAAGGAUUCAAAUGGAAAUUCAUUGAAACAAACUAGUGCUAUUGAUGCUUUGAUAUUCAAUAAGUUAAAUUUCCUUUCACAAUGGGAAAAGGAAACCAUUGAUAGAGAAAUUAUCAAAUCUCUCUCUGGUUUCUCAUCUUCCAAGACAAUGGAUAAGAUUUCAACUGGAAACUGGGGAUGUGGGGCAUUCUUGGGUGACGUGGAGUUGAAGGCAAUCAUUCAAGUAAUUUCUGCUUCUUUAGCUCAAAAGAGUUUAGUUUAUUAUUCAUUCCAAAGAAAAGAAGUGGAAGUAUUAGCACCUCUUGUCGAAGAUUUGAACAAACAGGGAAUUACUGUUGGAGCUCUUUAUCAAAGUUUGCUGAAAGUUAAACAAUUUGCUUCUAAUAAUCAAGUUGCAACAUUCACUGCACUGAGAAAACUUCUCUUAUAAUUGUGAAUGUAACAUGAAUUGGUCUUAUUGUAGUUUUCGAGAAACCAAGUAAAUUUUUAUCCAUGUAAA